CAUUUGUGAGUGUACAAGAGGAGUUUGGGAACCUCCGACUCUUGGUAUGCAACAGCUGUGUGGGCUUACGCUUGGUAAAGCAUGCACAGGGACUCGAAGUUUCUGAACGAGGAGUGAACAGCUGUGACCGUGGGGGUCUGAGCAACAUGGUUUAGUGUUGUUGCGUGCUCUAAGGCACCUCAUUCAAAUCACUAGGUUAGUUUCAGGUGUGUUAGAGCAGAGAAGUGGUACAGUUUAUGGUUCGGUUUUCAGUCGCUGAACGUUCCAGAGCUGGAGUACGUGCUCUGAUACUCGUGUUUAGUUGCAUCUUUCAGUUUGUAUACGUAUAUGUACAUGUAUCAGCAUUGAAUUAUAUUCUGCCUAGUUCGCUUUGAAGUUAUUUAUUUAUUUAUUUGCUUAUUUAUUUAAAAAUCUUCAAAAUGAAUGAAUCUGAACGCGAUCUGAAAGACGAGAUAAAAAUCAUCAUCUUUUAAUUACGAUUGCGUUUCUACGCGGGUGUUUAUUCUGACAGUGCCAAACUGUUACUCAACAAUAUGUGCCACAAGCAACAUGUCAGGAUUAUAUUGUGCAUGCCAUAUUAGAGAGAUUUAAAAAAAAAAAAAAAAAAAAAAUGAAAAGGAAGAGUACUGUCUUGCUCGCAGACAGCAAGUUCAAACAGGCAUCGUGUCAUUCAUGUUACUACAAGCGCUGUGGUUGUCUUUCAUGUGUUGGACACUAACUUCUCCUCGAGCUCAGGCGUUUUCCUGGCACUCCUCUCGGUUAUUGUUUGGACUUUUUCAAAAAUAACUUGUCAUAAUGAGGAAAUUAACCACCGUGGAACCUUUCGGAGGGAAGGAGGCAGAGGGAGCAAUGUGAUAUUUGCAUCUGUGGCGUCUGGGGCACGAUGUUAGUUAGCUGGUUGAACUAAUGUGCUGCAACUUGUUAGACGACCUGAGGCAUUUAUUAUUUUGUCGUGCGUAUGGAAAGCACUCGAUAUCGGAGGCGACUCAGCCGAGGCUGAGUUCCAAACUGUAUUGUAGUUACGUUGUAGUGUACGAGACUGCUGUAGGCAGUGUACUAUUUUGACAUACUAAUAAUACAAUAAUAUCCAUUCUUGGACAAAGAAUAAGACUUCAGAAAGCACUUCUAUAGCGAUGUAGAGAAAUGACUCCUCAACCAAACAACAGAAUGUGUGAGCCCAGUCCUCCUGCGAUACAACCCCAUGCUAGUGGUAACGUGACCAUGGUGGGCAUCGGAAUCAAGUUGGAGGAAGCACCUGGAGAAGGAGGCGGAGUCAGGGAGUCUUCGCCUUCAUGCCAACGGUCAUUACGGCUGAUAGCUGAACGAGGUGAUCCUGAGAAGUUGAGCAUUCGCAGCACACAGUCCCCUUUGGCAAGUUCACCAAGCAAAGAGCAAGCACACACACUUAGUCCCAGCAGUCAUGAUGUGCUGAACAGGACCAGCAGCAGGCCCGAAGCCCAGCCGAAUGUCAGCGAAGUGCUGCCGACAAUUGAGAAAAUCCUGAACGCAGACUGGAGAGAGAAGAUCUUGGGAAAGGGAUUCCAAGGCACUGCCAACGUAAAAGGCACUCCAGAAAGCCUGGCUGAGAAGGAGCUUCAGCUGUUGCUGAUGAUUAACCAGUUGUCUGGGCUGAGGGAGCAGUUGCUGGGAGCACACUCGGAGCAGAGGAACAUGGCCGCCCUGCUCCUGGAGAAACAGCAGCAGCAGAUGGAGCUGGCCCGACAGCAGCAGGAACAGAUUGCUAAACAGCAGCAGCAGCUGAUCCAACAGCAGCACAAGAUCAACCUCCUGCAGCAGCAGAUCCAGGUGAAGCCUCACCAAUCCACCGUGAAUCUGCCCUACGUGAUGAUCCCUGCUUUCCACCCGAAUACACAGCCACUGUCCGUGUCCUCCGAUACGCAGAUGGGGCUCCCGCUUCAGCCCAUUCCCUGCAAGCCAGUGGAAUAUCCCAUGCAGCUUCUCCCAAACCAUCACUCCACCCCUAUCGAAAGAUCCGGUGGUACAGUCUUUCGACAGGAAAGCAGUCAGCCAUUGAACCUCACAUCCAAACCCAAGAGCCCCCAGAGUCUGGAUCUUCCCUCUUCCCACCUUCAGUCCACCUACAGGGCUAGAGAUCUACAGCACAGCUCCCCUCGACCUGCUCUUAGCCUGGGCUUUUUGGGAGAGGGGGAUAUUGUGAGCCAAACCAUCCACGAAGCCCAGCAGCUGUUGCGAGGAGGCCAAGGUCCAGCGAGCCGAGAGAGGGACAGCAGCACAAGGCUGAGCGAUUAUAAGGAAGCGUCCCGAGCUGACCGCAUACUCCGUGCCGACCGUGCGGAGGACGGACAGUCCGUACGGACGAACGACGAGCAUCUCAGCAGCGACUCCGAAGGACAGAUGAUCUCUGGAGUCGGGGGUUACAGCGACAGCCGGAGCACCUCUUCCGGUCACAUCAAGAGACCCAUGAACGCCUUCAUGGUGUGGGCUAAGGACGAACGCCGGCGCAUCCUACAAGCCUUUCCUGAUAUGCAUAACUCAAGCAUCAGCAAGAUCCUGGGCUCACGCUGGAAGUCCAUGUCGAACCAGGAGAAGCAGCCGUACUAUGAGGAGCAGGCCAGGCUGAGCAGGCAGCACCUGGAGCGCUACCCCGACUACAAGUACAAACCCCGGCCGAAGCGCACAUGCAUUGUGGAAGGCAGGCGGCUGCGUGUGGGCGAGUACAAAGCCAUGAUGAAGAGCCGCAGGCAGGAGCAGCGCAGCUCAUACCCACCCAGUCAAUCAGAUCAGCAGCUGCACUACUCCACGGCCGAUGCUCCGUACUCCACCAAACCCAUGUCCAUGACCCUGCCUCUGCACCCUUCCCUUCUGGAGCACUACCUCCCUCGUUCCCUCGAGCCACCCCAAGCCCCACGUGGCCCAGAGGAGCCGGACGGGCCACGUUCCAAACCACCGUACAGCGAGGGAGAAGAGAGUGACGCGGGAGAGCGCAGCGAGGGCGAGCUAGUUGUCCUCACCGACUGACAGACGGGUGGGACGAGAGUGCAGGGUGCUGUGAGGUGAAAUGUUCGGGUUUCUGGGUUGACGUGCUUUCACGUGUCGAGGGCUCACAGUUCACCCUGAAGUGAAUCUUUGCUUUUCCUAGACGACUUUAUGCCAGUCGUGAUGACAAUGUUAAGGGACGGCUUAUUAAAAAAUGCUAGUUAUUUAAAAUAAACAAUAACAGAUGUGUUUGACAGUCCUUCAGUGCUGCUGUCGGUCAAAGUACUGCACUUUUUUUUUCCUUCAGAGAAAAGGACUUUAAAAUGCAGAUGAUGUCACAGGAAGAACUGCGCGUAUGAGCAGCAGAUAAACUCUGGGAAAUCAGGCUUAACAGUUGUAGUUUAGGUUAAAUUAAAUAGCGCUACCAGACUAACAGAGCUAACAUUAAUGGAAACAUACGCAAAAAUGAAAAUCAUUUUUUGGCCAAAUGAUUCCUUUAAUUCAUGCUGAAAUCAAUCAAUAGGUUUACAUUAUUUGUGAACUAAUCAAUUUAAACCUGCAUAAUUGACCUCAAACGUAAAUUUGUUCCAGGUUUGCACUGGAGCUACAAGGAUAAAAUCUUGGAGACCAAACAUGGCGCUCUUAUAAGCAGUCCCUCCAGGAUUUCGGCGUUUUGCUCUUGCAGAAACAAACGCAAAAUCAAGCAAACUCUGCAAUAUUUGGAGGAGCUCGCGAUUUUUCGAAUUCACCGCAGAUUUUCGCCAAGAUGCAUCAUAUGAUGCGUAUUGUGAGGACAAUCAUGUGCGUCGAACAUGAGUACAGCUAAAAGGUCUCAUUUACCAACAAACAUCACUGCAAUAGUGAAUUUCAUGCAGUUGUGAUUUUGCCAAUUCAAGUAGUUUUCCAUAUACAGACAAAAAAAAAGCACAAAAAAUACUGCAAGUUGUGUCGCAAAAUUUGGGUGGGGGGUAGGGGGGGAGCAGAAAAAGCAAGCAUUGUUGCCAACAACAAUCAGAAAAAUAAAAACUCGAAGGCGAAAUCCUGUAUGGACUGAUUAACUUUCCUUUUUGGCCCAUCAAUUUCUGUAUUGAAUGAGGAGCAGUGUGUUGGGGUGUCAAACUCACGGCCCGUGAUCCGAGCAAUACCAAUAUUAAGCAUCUCAAACAUGCAUGUAAUGCCACUAAAAUACCGAUACAAUUAAGGCUACUGACAAGUACAUCUUACAAGCUGCCAAAACACACAUCAAACUGGUAGAACAGAACCAGUUUCUGAAUAUAUGCCUACUAAUACUUAUAUCAGACAAGUUCUUUUAAUAACGCAAAUAACGCAACAGUAAGACAUUUAGAAAAUUGCCUUCCCUGGAUCACUUAUUGAUCAGUUUCAUUAAUCACUUAAUAAGGAAGAUGAAAAAACUAUAGAGCUGGCAAAGAGAUGGUGUACUAGGUUGUUUUUUUUUGUCGUUGUUUUUUUUUUAGCUCCUCACACCAAGCUGGAUUUUUUUUUUCUAUGAGUGAACGCUGAAAAGAUGUACUCUUUUUUUAAAAUUUAUUAUUAAUCUACAUUUUAAAUG
Molecule: messenger RNA, 4528 nt
Organism: Ictalurus furcatus (blue catfish)
Lineage: Eukaryota; Metazoa; Chordata; Actinopteri; Siluriformes; Ictaluridae
Product: transcription factor SOX-13-like
Exons: 14
Coding region: 1144-3000 (618 amino acids)
Biological process (GO): regulation of transcription by RNA polymerase II; cell fate commitment
Cellular component (GO): nucleus
Molecular function (GO): DNA-binding transcription factor activity, RNA polymerase II-specific; RNA polymerase II cis-regulatory region sequence-specific DNA binding
Source: RefSeq, a predicted model, not a curated record